This is a messenger RNA of Acanthosepion pharaonis, 831 nucleotides long. Lineage: Eukaryota; Metazoa; Mollusca; Cephalopoda; Sepiida; Sepiidae. The record is from the annotation of a GenBank genome assembly.
AUGUUGAGAUCGUUUGCGCACACUGGACGACUUGAAAGCAGUAACAACAGUGUUCAUUCAGUCUAUUUCAACCGCGACGUGAAUAAGGCCGAUUUUCUAUCUAUCUAUCUAUCUAUCUAUCUAUCUAUCUAUCUAUCUAUCUAUCUCUCUGUCUAUAUAUCUAUCAAUCUAUCUAUCUAUCUCAUUCUAUUCACAUCUAUAUAUCGAUGUAUCGUAUUAUGUAUCUAUCUAUUUAUUUAUCUAUCUAGUUGUAUUCGCAUCUAUAUAUCGAUCUAUCGUAUUAUCUAUCUCAUUCUAUUCACAUUUAUCUAUCUAUCUAUCUAUCUAUCUAUCUAUCUAUCUAUCUAUCUAUCUCAUUCUUAUUCACAUCUUUCUAUUCAAUUCUAUUCGUAUCUAUAUAUCGAUCUAUCUAUCUAUCUCAUCUAUGUAUCGAUUUAUCGUAUUAUCUUCAUAUCUAUCUAUCUAAUUCUAUUCGCAUAUAUAUAUAUAUCGAUCUAUCGUAUUAUCUGUCGCAUUUUAUUGACAUCUAUCUAUCGAUCCAUCGUAUUAUCUUCAUAUGUACCUAUUUAUCUAAUUCUGUUCGCAUCUAUCUAUCUAUCUAUCUAUCUAUCUAUCUAUCUAUCUAUCUAUCUAUCAGCAGGCCAUCCGACGCAACGGCCCCCGAAACCUUCCCAUUGCCUAUCACUUGUCAGCCGCCAUUUUCUCCGUUUUCCCGCUUUUCGGCUUCGCACGCAGGCGUUCCGUCGCACCUCGCACCACCAUGUUGUCAUUUCUGUAAAACAGCCGACUUUGGCGAAGUCGAACGACGCUCGCCUCGAUUUUUCUCUCUGA